Messenger RNA from Cotesia congregata, 2274 nucleotides. The record is from the annotation of a GenBank genome assembly. Lineage: Eukaryota; Metazoa; Arthropoda; Insecta; Hymenoptera; Braconidae.
AUGUGUUUAAUAACACAUACAUCUAGAGAUGAUCGUCAAGUUUCCAGUCCUAGCAAUCAAACCCUCACACCGUCUCCAUCACCGUCACCAGUCGGCGACGCGCCUUUGGGACGUGCCUUGAUGGAGGCAGCUAUCCAGCAGGCAAAUAAUUGUAAUCAGCAUCAACCACCACUAAUCGUCACCCCUCCGGGAUAUUGGGUAGAUGGUACCGAUCAUCGUCAUGCCCUGGAUUCUGUUGGUAGAGCAAUGUUGCCAACGCAACCAGCCUGGCAGCCUCGAAUCGAUCAAGACGACACAGCAAAAUGCUAUCGGCGCUUUUUUGUUGGAAGGGAGCAUGUAAAUCUUGUUGGUAGAGACUCAGAAAAUGGUCCAGUGUUGGUAUCAAUGAAGGCAGAAACUGUUGCUGGGCAAGAACAUUGGAGAGUGUUACUUCGGAUUAGAUCUGGAUCAACUCACGAAUUAGUACCAUCCAUUAACUUAGAACCCAAUCCAUCACCUUCUAAAAUGGUUAAGGCAAUUAAUGAGUGCCUCAAUGUCAGUACAUUGAUGCCCAUAGUAUGUUCCGGAGCUGGAACUCUGAUUGCCCGAUACGAUGAACAUGCUCUAGUUAGCAGAUUUAAAUUUGGUGUAUUACAUCAGAGAGCAGGACAAGUUACUGAAGAACAAUUAUUUGGUAAUCGUCAAAUAACACCGGCAUUUCAAGAAUUCUUAGAUUUACUUGGACAAAAAAUUGAUCUGAAAGAUCAUAAAGGAUAUCGUGGUGGGUUAGAUACAAGACACGGUCAAACAGGUGAUUCAGCAGUUUACGAAGUAUUUAGAGGUCGUGAAGUACUUUUUCAUGUAGCUUCGAUGCUUCCCUAUAGUCCCGGUGAUUCUCAGCAGCUUCAACGUAAACGACACAUAGGGAACGAUAUCGUAGCAAUAAUAUUUCAAGAAGAACCGACUCCUUUUAGUCCCGAUAUGAUUGCUAGCCACUUUCUUCAUGCCUUCAUUGUUGUUCAAGUCAUCGAUCCAUGCACACCUAAUACAAGAUACAAAGUAAGUAUUACUGCACGGGAUGACGUACCUUGGUUUGGACCAGCAUUACCAACGCCUGCGGUUUUCCUCCGAGGCGUCGAGUUCAAAGAGUUUUUGCUUACAAAACUAGUAAAUGCUGAGAAUGCAGCUUAUAAGGCAGAAAAGUUUGCGAAACUAGAGUUGAGAACGCGGUCAGCACUUUUGGAAUCGUUGGUCGACGAACUUCAAACAAAAACAAGCGAAUUUCUAGGAGCUGGAUCUGGUCCUAGUGUCUCUGGUCCAGGUACUUGCCCAGUUAGUCCAACGACAAGUGACGCCCCGAUUUCGGGAAGUAGUGGCAGUGGUUCAAGAUUUAUUGAUACUGUACGCAAAGCGUUAAUUUCACGAGUAAGAAAUGCAUCAACUGAAAGUGUACCUCAGCAAUUAGCUAAAAAGGGCCAAUCUGAACCAAGUCCACCUAGCAAUCGACAAUCAACAUCAAAGAUUGGUGGUAAACGUAAUAUUGAACCUUCUAGUCCUCUGGGAUCUCCUGAUUUAACUCUGAGAAGGGAUUCUGAUCGCACAAGUCCAAGUUUAGGAAGUCAGGAUAGUAGCUUAUCAAACACUGAUAAUCAAGACAGUAGUAGCCUGACAACUUUGCAACAAAAUGAAAUAGAUAAACGAGAGUCGACAACAAUACAAUUGACUUCCGGAGUUAAAAAUGACAGCGUUGGGACAAUUGAGAAAAGUCCUACCAUUACUUUUCCACGUCUUACUCACGAAAAUAUAAGAAAACGUGAUGAUAGAUCUGAGAAACUAGAGGUUACUCAUAGAAUAGUAUCUGAAAGUGAUGACAGUUCAUUAAAUAGUGAAUUAGAACUCGAUCAAGCUGUUUAUCCAGAUAGUGAUACUGGAUUAGAGUCAAUGAGUUCUGCUGAAACACAUGAAACUACUAAAACUAAUAAUAAUAUUAAUAAUAAUAAUAAUAAUAAUAAUAAUAAUAAUAAAAAUAGCGCUAACGAGACGGAAAAUUUACGGCAAGAAGUCACUAGAUUGAAAUGCGACAAGCUGGACUUGUUAAGACAGAAUGUGACAUGCCAACGAGAUAUUAAACGUCUUCGUGAAAAAGAAAUGCAAUUACAGUCCGACUUAGCGACUGCGUCCAAAGAAAUUUUACGACUCAGAGCAAUGCUUAAAGAAUGCUCAUCUAGUAAUCCAUUGGAUAGCAAUAAUCAAUCGACACCUACAUAUUAUGAUAAAUCUACGCCCUUGUCUUAG